Messenger RNA from Salarias fasciatus (jewelled blenny), 1254 nucleotides. It is a transcript of the gene phox2bb, whose product is annotated as paired like homeobox 2Bb. NCBI's taxonomy places the organism in Eukaryota, Metazoa, Chordata, Actinopteri, Blenniiformes, Blenniidae. Gene Ontology annotation, molecular function: RNA polymerase II transcription regulatory region sequence-specific DNA binding; DNA-binding transcription factor activity, RNA polymerase II-specific. Gene Ontology annotation, biological process: enteric nervous system development; regulation of transcription by RNA polymerase II. The record is from RefSeq and is a predicted model, not a curated record. The coding region runs from base 370 to 1230 and encodes 286 amino acids. The transcript is spliced from 3 exons.
UAAGACCAAACGCUUUGCUAUUGUCCAAGCGGAAAGAGCCAAGUUUAUUAUGAGGACUAUAUGCUCUAGAGACCUCGGGCUAGGCGGCUCUUAGGGGGCUUUUCAUAAAACAGGGCUAGGUUCCUAUAAAGGAGGCCAGUUUUGGAGCAGGCGCUGAGCAGUGAGCAUCUACCCACCGUCCAGCCUUCUUCCGUUUAGUUCAAACCAAACCAGUCAUCUCUCCCCCAAAACUCUGACCGCGCGUCCUCCUCAUUUUCCCUUUUUAUUAUUUUUUUCUUUCCAGCCCAUUUUUGGGUGAUUUUGUUUGACUUUUUUUUUUGUUUUUUUUCCAGGGAAGUGCAGCCUUCUAAAUCUGCCGAGCCUUCUCAAAUGUAUAAAAUGGAGUAUUCUUACCUAAAUUCCUCUGCCUACGAGUCAUGUAUGGCCGGGAUGGACACGUCGAGCUUGGCAUCGGCCUAUGCGGACUUCAGCUCGUGCAGUCAGGCCAGUGGCUUUCAGUACAAUCCCAUCAGGACCACUUUCGGGGCCACCUCCGGCUGUCCGUCGCUGACGCCGGGGUCCUGCAGCCUGGGGACCCUGCGGGACCACCAGAGCAGCCCGUACGCCGCAGUUCCGUACAAACUGUUCACGGAUCACGGCGGACUGAACGAGAAGAGGAAGCAGAGGCGCAUCCGGACCACGUUCACCAGCGCGCAGCUGAAGGAGCUGGAGCGGGUUUUUGCGGAGACACACUACCCGGACAUCUACACCAGAGAGGAGCUGGCGCUGAAAAUUGAUCUGACUGAAGCCAGAGUGCAGGUGUGGUUCCAAAACCGACGCGCCAAAUUCCGCAAGCAGGAGCGAGCAGCCGCGGCGGCCGCAGCUGCCGCCAAGUCCAGCUCCGGGAAGAAGUCCGACUCGAGAGACGAAGACAGCAAAGACACCAAAACCACCGACCCCGACAGCACAGGGGGGCCGGGCCCGAACCCGGUGCCCACCUCCAACUGCGGCGGACCGAGCCCCACCGGCGGCCAGGUCAACACCACCGGGAGCGGACAGGUGGAGCAGGUGAAGACCUCCUCCGUGUCCACCGGCAUGGGAGUGACGGCGCCUAGCCAAGGCUGGGCCACCGCGCCGGGAACCAUCACCUCCAUCCCGGACUCUUUGGGCGGGCCCUUCGCCAGCGUACUGUCGUCCUUGCAAAGACAGAACGGAGCCAAAGCCACGUUAGUAAAGACCAGCAUGUUCUAAUGAAGCCCCGCAGAGCAGGAGGAA